AUGAGCUUUGCACCAAGCCAACCGUACCCGACCCGUCGAUUUUUUCCAGGUACGAAUGAUUUCUUUUUUAAUGCAUUUGGAAACAAUACCUUUUGCAUUAGCCUGCAUCCGACUGUUCUUUAUGAAAUUGCAAAACUAGCCGCUUUGAAAAUAACUUGUAGUGUUGCAAAUCGAUUUUUUUUUUUUGCAUUGGUGAAUCAAGUUUCUAUCUAUCUAUCUAUCUAUCUAUCUAUCUAUCUAUCUAUCUAUCUACAGGGAACCUCAAUACAUAAAUUGUUGAUUACUCGGUUCAUAUUAUUUUUUAUCUCCUUUUCUCGCUCAAUCUAUUUCCUCCUCUCUUUCUUUCUCUCCCUCGACAACUGGAUCUAUCUAUCUAUCUAUCUAUCUAUCUAUCUAUCUAUCUAUCUAUCUGAUUCUCUUACAAUUUUGGCAGAUCUUUGCAAAACUAAAUAUAUUGAUCUAUCUAUCUUGUUACGUAUAUUUCAUUUGAACAUUAUGCCCUCUAAUGAAAGUUUAGCACAGGCAUCACAUUCGUUCAAAUAUUGA
Acanthosepion pharaonis is the source of this 546-nucleotide messenger RNA. NCBI's taxonomy places the organism in Eukaryota, Metazoa, Mollusca, Cephalopoda, Sepiida, Sepiidae. The record is from the annotation of a GenBank genome assembly.